Messenger RNA from Homalodisca vitripennis (glassy-winged sharpshooter), 522 nucleotides. Its product is annotated as arp2/3 complex-activating protein rickA-like. The record is from RefSeq and is a predicted model, not a curated record. The transcript has a single exon. NCBI's taxonomy places the organism in Eukaryota, Metazoa, Arthropoda, Insecta, Hemiptera, Cicadellidae. Bases 1 to 522 code for a protein of 173 amino acids.
AUGACCUUGCGGGUCGGGGAGCAGCGGAAUAUAUACGACAACCUGGAGAAGAGGAUCCGUAGCCUCUCACAACAGGCUGUCGCCACGCUGCCCCAUCGCCACGACUUGCACUCUACGCACGAUAUUAACCAGCACACAGCCCUCGUGAAUGCCUAUAUAGAAGAACUGGCUGCUAGGCACCACAUCUCUGUCCUAGAUAUGAACAGACUGCAGCAGCAGCACUUCACGAGGCACGGGAUGCAUCUCCACACUAGAGGAAAGUGGCAGCUGGCCAGACUCAUCGUGGAGGCUGUUGUCGGGUUGAGCGCCUCGACUGCUGCGGCCAAGAAGGCUGAGGUUGCUCCUGACACCCGCACUGCCGUCCCACCGCUGCUGCCGCCGCCACCGUCACUGUCACCGUCACUACCGCCGCCUCUGCCACUGUCACUACGGUCGCCUCUACCACCGUCACUGCCGCCGCCGCCGCCACCACCGUCACUGCCACCGCCGCCGUCACCGUCAGAACAGACUCUCUACAGCUGA